Messenger RNA from Melanotaenia boesemani (Boeseman's rainbowfish), 2346 nucleotides. Its product is annotated as DNA-directed RNA polymerase II subunit RPB1-like. The transcript has 3 exons. Lineage: Eukaryota; Metazoa; Chordata; Actinopteri; Atheriniformes; Melanotaeniidae. The coding region runs from base 1 to 1077 and encodes 358 amino acids. The record is from RefSeq and is a predicted model, not a curated record.
AUGGACAACCUGUUGAUAGAAAACCAGCCAAAGAGAAACCUGUCAUUUGGAUAUCCAUGGAUUUGGAAACCUUUUGAUCAGUUCUCCCAGUUAUCUGCUCCUCCUAGUUCUCCCAGUUAUUCUGCUCCUCCUAGUUCUCCCAGUUAUCCUGCUCCUCCCAGUUCUCCCAGUUAUCCUGCUCCUCCCAGUUCUCCCAGUUAUUCUGCUCCUCCUAGUUCUCCAAGUUAUUCUGCUCCUCCCAGUUCUCCCAGUUAUCCUGCUCCUCCCAGUUCUCCCAGUUAUUCUGCUCCUCCUAGUUCUCCCAGUUAUUCUGCUCCUCCCAGUUCUCCCAGUUAUUCUGCUUCUCCUAGUUCUCCCACUUAUUCUGCUUCUCCCAGUUCUCCCACUUAUUCUGCUCCUCCCAGUUCUCCCAGUUAUUCUGCUCCUCCUAGUUCUCCAAGUUAUUCUGCUCCUCCCAGUUCUCCCAGUUAUUCUGCUCCUCCCAGUUCUCCCAGUUAUUCUGCUUCUCCUAGUUCUCCAAGUUAUUCUGCUCCUCCCAGUUCUCCCACUUAUUCUGCUCCUCCCAGUUCUCCCAGUUAUUCUGCUUCUCCUAGUUCUCCCACUUAUUCUGCUCCUCCCAGUUCUCCCAGUUAUUCUGCUCCUCCCAGUUCUCCCAGUUAUUCUGCUCCUCCUAGUUCUCCAAGUUAUUCUGCUCCUCCCAGUUCUCCCAGUUAUUCUGCUCCUCCCAGUUCUCCCAGUUAUUCUGCUUCUCCUAGUUCUCCAAGUUAUUCUGCUCCUCCUAGUUCUCCCAGUUAUUCUGCUCCUCCCAGUUCUCCCAGUUAUUCUGCUCCUCCCAGUUCUCCCAGUUAUUCUGCUUCUCCCACUUCUCCCAGUUAUUCUGCUCCUCCCAGUUCUCCCAGUUAUUCUGCUCCUCCCAGUUCUCCCAGUUAUUCUGUUCCUCCUAGUUCUCCCAGUUAUCCUGCUCCUCCCAGUUCUCCCAGUUAUUCUGCUCCUCCUAGUUCUCCCAGUUAUCCUGCUCCUCCCAGUUCUCCCAGUUAUUCUGUUCCCCCCAGUUCUCCCAGUAAUCCACUGGUUUAAUGGGUGAUUUUUUCCCUCAUUUUGUUCUUAAAUUUCUAACUGAGGCAUCUGGGAUGAAGGAGCUUUAAAUGUUUCUACAACAUGACACCAAUUAAAAAUUACAUGAGCUAAAUAUUGAUUUAGAUUUUACAUUUUGAACUGGGAUUUAAAUGAUUUGAACUGGGAUUUAUUGGAACUGGGAUUUAAAGAAAAAACAGCAGCUUCAGCCUCUGGAAGAGGGUGCUGGGAUAAAUAUCUUUCUUUUCUCAUUUCAUUUCUUCUUUGAGGACUUCCAUUAGUAAAUCCAUCACUGUGUUCCAGAAACAUUAAAACUAAUCAAUCAAUCAAUCUGAGGUAUUAACGGUGGAUUUAUCUGAUCAAUCGAUUAGAAAAAGGUAAUAACUCGUAGUGGUUCAGUCCAGUCAUAUCUAACUCUAACCAGGUGGUCAAGUUACCGGAGCCUAUCCACUGCAGGCUGACUUCUACUGGUUUCCAGUUUAAACUGGUCCACAGUUGUCCAGAGACACUCAGACCAUCACCAGGUUUUAUCUGCUGAUGGUCCACAGGCUGGCAGCUCCAAUGUUCUCAGUGAUGCUCACCUCAUACGCCACAAGUGAGCUGCACCUGCAUCAAAUGUGGGAUUUAUUUACCUGGAGGAACCAGCACAGAUCUGGAACUGAUGAAUGGUAAACUGGUGAUUCUGUAAUGUCUGGUCUCAGCUGUUACAGGGACGUUGUUAACAUCCAUGAAAUGACGUCUCCGUAGCAACCAGAUGGUUGUCCCUGACGAUGUUGUGUUUAUCUGGCCUGUGGUCGGAUAAACACACCGUUGUUUAGCACAGACUGAACCAGCAGAUCUUCGUUGGCUCCAGACGAUUGAUGCUGCUUAUCUAAACAUUUAAUGAUUAAUUUGUAUUGAUCAGUUUCACUAAAGCAGAAUUUGUGUCUUUGCUUUCUGGUGGUUGCUGGUGCAGCUCACCCUGAUGUCGGGACGCCUGUGUUCCUGGAUCGUGUUGUACAGAUGCUGUUUAUCAGCUGUAAACUGGUCUGAGGCCAGUUUGCCCACGUUGACGUAGAAGAUGUUAAAUAUGAAGCGUCCUGGUCCUGGUCUGUGCAGGACUCCUUCACUUUGUUUGGUAGCAGUUUAACAGUGAUUAUACCACAUCGUGUUCAACUGCAACUCAUCCUACCUGUAAAUGUUCUGUUUACCUGAGCUUAACCUGUGCACCUGUUGUACCUGUACAGCAUCUGCAUUGAAUACUUUACAGUAAUAAAUGAGGAUUUAUUUCAA